AUGGAUUUGAUGGACGAUGUAUUUACUGCGAAAGGUGAUAUUGUUGGUUGUUUGUUGGAUUUGAAUAUUCCGGAAAUAAGUUUUACUGUUAAUGGACAGCAAACCACAGGACUAUUCAAAAAUUUCAAUAUUGAUGGAUUUUUCUUUCCCGUUAUGUCACUUUCUGCCAAAGUUAGUUGUCGCUUCAUGUUCGGCGGUACGGAAGGACGUUUGCGCUUUGGACCACCUCCCGGAUUCAGUGCUUUAAUUGAAGCAGCAGUAAAUCAACUGGAAAUUGGAGAAUGUGUUUCCUUCGGUGAUAUUGCAAAGAACGUGUAUGCCGGCCCGAGCAUUUUGCGUCAAAAUACGGAACCAUUUGUACCGAAACCGAUCGAUAUCUCUACCGUGGUACUGCCUCAUUUUGCAAUGGAAAUACAUGAAAAGUUGGCAGAAAAUUUGCAUGAAUUAUGGGCAAUGCGAAAAAUUGAACUUGGCUGGAAUUAUGGCGAGGUGAGAGAUGAAAGAACUCGUCGUCAUCCAUGCCUCACAUCAUUUCAACAAUUACCACAAAAUGAGAAAACUUAUAAUAUCAAUCUCGCUAUUGAUACGAUGAAAACAAUUGAAGCAUUGCGAUAUCAUAUGAUUCUAGAAGAAUGUCCAGUUCGGUUGAGACCUGUGCAUCUUCCUCAGAAUUAUCAACAAAGCAACGGAUUUAAACCAAAACCUUUGGAUUCUCAUGAAAUUGUUCUUGAUGAUAAUAUGUUUCCAUUAAUUGAUGCUUUGGCUAAAAAUACUCAUAAUGUUUGGGCAAGAGAAAAGAUUCGGCGGGGUUGGACUUUUGGCCUUAAUGAGUUUGUGAAUACAAGUCAAAAGCGAAGUCCACAUCUGGUACCAUAUGAGGUAGUUGAUCAACGGAUUAAAGAAGCUAACAGAGAAUCAGCUACGGAAUUUAUUAAAACCUUGCAGCUGUUCGGAAUCUUUUUGGAAGCACCUGUUUUAGAGCACGAUGAAGCUGCGGAAAAAGAAUUGAAAGCAACAAAGGGAUUCUCGCGAACUUAUCGUGCCGAAGCGCUCUAUGCAGUUUCCAGUGGCAAAUGGUAUUUUGAAUUUGAGGUGCUCACAUCGGGAUUUAUGAAAGUUGGUUGGAUGGAUGUGAGUGCACAGUCAACGGUUGACAUUGGAAUUGAUGAUCGAUCAUAUGGAUUUGAUGGAUAUUUGGCACGUAAAUGGCAUCAAGGAGCCGUUACUUAUGGAAGGGAAUGGAAAAUUGGCGAUGUAGUUGGAGUAUUUCUUGACCUCAGCGAUCAUACCAUUUCAUUUUCAUUGAAUGGCGAACUGCUAUUGGACCCUUCCGGAUCCGAAAUGGCCUUCGAUAAUGUUCUCGUCACAGAUGGCUUCGUACCAGCAAUGACAUUUAGUGCAGGCCAGAAAGCAAAAUUGAAUUUUGGCCAAGAUUCAAAUAGCUUGAAAUAUUUCACCACAUCUGGUCUGCAAGAGGGAUAUGAACCAUUUUGUGUUAAUAUGUAUCGCCAAAUGCCAAUGUGGUACGCUAAAAGGUUACCUCAGUUUGAAGAUAUCGGAUUGAAUUCAACAAUAGAAGUUUCACGAAUACCGGCAACCGCAAGCAAUCCUCCGUGUUUAAAAAUAACUCAAAAAGAGAUUGAUACGGGCGAUAUGACAGCGCAGGAAAAGACUAAAAUGGAAUAUAUUCGAUUAUCUCUACCGGUUAAAUGUAAUGACAAACUUCAGCCAAAUAAAGAUAAGGAAUCAAUAAUGCGUUCUAUACAUGAAAUUGAAAAGCAGAUAAAAGAAGAAGCACACCCCAUACCUACGAUUAUGCAUCCAUCUAUCCCCAGAGAAUUUGGUGACGAUAUUAAAGUAAACAAGAAAUCGCUUGGCCGAUCAUUACUGUCAGCUUUUAAACAUAACACCGAAGAAGACGAAAGUUCAGCACGCUCAAAGCCAAUAUCAUUUGAUGGUGAUCAUACUCUUGCAGAAACAUCUGCCAUGAGAGAAGGGAUUUCUAGUGAAAGUAAACGUACAGCAGGCAUAUUGACAGAUGGACAUAUUCCUUCUGCAGAUGCUGUUUCCGCAGAAGGAAUAUUAUCGUCCACACCAAAAGAUGAGCAAGAUAUGCCUCGAUCGGGUCCUGGACGAUCCCGACGAUUUAUGUCAUCAAGUAAAUUGAAAAAAAAUAAGAUUGAAAGAUUGCUGGAACAUCGAAGGCCAUCAAUUGCAGCUUUGGAACAAAACGUUAUUGUAGAAGGAAGUGCGCCAAGCGAUGAUGUGCGCCCAAUGAUUGAACUCAGUGAUAAGAUCGAUGAAUUUUACUAUGCAAUUCGAAUUUUCCCAGGACAAGAUCCUGCAAAUGUUUGGGUUGGUUGGGUAACACCGAAAUAUCACUUCUACGCCGAACGUUUUGCUACUGGAGAAGCUGUCCGACGUUGCAAAUUUCAAGAAAUCAAUAAAAAUGUUAAUGAAGGAGAAAGCAUAGAAUAUCGAAAUUGCUAUGUGAUGAAUGCGGCGGAGUUGCUGCAAUCAGUACCGGAUCCAGGAAAUACGAAAGUAUCAGGCUUGUUAGUGGGUUGUAUCAUCGAUACAUCUAUUGGAGAACUGUCAUUCCUAGCUUCAAAACAGGAUACCGGUUUUCGAUUUAAGUACACUUUCCCAUUAUCAUCAGCAAUGUUUAAAUCAUCACACAAAAGUUUGUUACCAUUUUGUCCACCACGACUAACAGUUGAGAAAUUAAAUCCCGUUCAUUGGGCUCGAGUACCUAAUGAAUGUCUGCGUACCACAGCUCUUAAACUUUCCGAUUUUAGAGGCUGGUCAAUCCUUUGUGAUGAUCCGGUACGCAUAAUGUCUAUUUAUGUACCGGAAAAGGAUAAAAGCUAUGAUAUUCUGGAAAUGAUUGAACAUAAUGAUUUCUUGACAUUCCAUCGACAAACUCUCAAUCUGUACUGUAAGCUAGCAGCACAUGGAAACCAGAAAGUAGCACAUAUUCUAUGCUCACAUGUUGACGAAGAUCAAAUUAUGUAUGCUGUGAAGAGUCACUAUCUUUCCGGACCGUUACGUCAAGGAUUCCAUGAUUUUCUAAUAGCCGUUCAUUUACGAACACAUGUUGAUGCACGACAAUCUACCGCUCAUGAAUAUGUCAUUCCGUUGAAGCAAAAUCAUGAAAUCAAAAAUGUCUUUCAUCCAGAGAAUGAGGAUCGUUUCCCGCAAAUUCUCGGACCAACAAUCUCCAUUCGACCGGUAAUAGCAUGUAGUGAAGUGCGUAGCGAUUUCGAGAUGGAUACGGAAUUAAAACUUCAACCGCCUAUGUUUAAUUUCGCUGCCUUGAAAACUCAUGUUAUGUUAGCAUUAAGUAGCGCAACCGAACAUGCUGUCAUCAAUUGUCGUGAUUUGAUUGGUGGAAACUGUUUAAAUCAUUUUGAACCACUUUUCAAAUUGUUCAAUUCGCUGCUUGUGAUUGGAAUGUUUGAUGACGAUGAUCUAAAAGAUGUCUUGAAGUUAAUUCAUCCUAUUGCUUUUGAUGAAAAUUAUGUGCCAGGUUUAAAACAGAAAGGUUUGACAGAAAUUGAAUUGGCAGAGGGAGUGAAAAUUCAACUUACAAUGAUCCUCGAAAACAUUUGUGACAUUCAAUUGAGACAUCGGGUUGAAUCGUUGGUUUCAUUUGCUGCUGGAUUUGUGAGUGAUUUACAGCAGGACCAAUUUUCCAGAUAUAUGUCGAUCAAGGAAACAGAUAUGACGCCGGCUGAAGCAGCCAGACGUACCAAAGAAUUUCGAUGUCCACCACGAGAACAGGCAUCGGUACCGGAUGAUAGCAUAGGCAUAAUGUUGGAUGAUGACACGGAAUAUGAUCAAUGUCCAAUGGAUGAAGCGUUGCAACAGCAACUAAAGGAAUUCUGUUCACUAUUGAUAAGUAAAGUAGGAUGUAAAAAGAAUGAUGAGACUGAUAAGCUGUCAGAAUUGGUAGUUAUGGAAGAAGCAAAUUCAUGGGUGGAUCAAUUGGCACAACUUGUCAUUCGAGUACCACCACCACUGACUGGUGACGACAUUGAUAUGAGUCAUAAUGGAACAGAGAAUUUCAGACAAAUGAUUUGCAAAAUGUUGAAGUCUUGGGCAACGUCAUCAGUGAUUGAAAGUAACGAUUUGAUCCGAAAUAUGUUCAGUCUUCUUUUACGUCAAUAUACUGGUGUUGCUGAAAUGAUGAAAGCUUUAUCUCAAACAUACGUGUUACAUGAGCGUAAUAUCGAGGAUGUACAAGAUUUCAUUGAAAAUUUGGUCCAAGUUCGAGAGCUACUCAAUGUACAGUUUGAAAGUGCUGAAGAAACGGUGCUAAAAAGAGAAUUAUGGAAACUAAUGAACAAUCGAAUUUUUUUCCAACAUCCUGAUUUGAUGCGCCUUCUAACGGUUCAUGAAAAUGUGAUGUCAAUUAUGAUGAACGUUCUCACAGCACAACAAGGAGCCGCUAAUCAUAACGAGCAUGGAGAACAUGCGGAGAGUAUCGAAGAAAUUGAAAAUGCGAAAGAAUCGAAGGAUGCAUCCGAAAUGGUUGUUGCAUGUUCACGCUUUCUCUGUUAUUUCUGUCGAACUUCACGUCACAAUCAGAAAGCAAUGUUUGAGCAUUUACCAUUUUUGUUAGAUAAUGCAACGAUGCUGCUUGCAAGGCCUAGCUUACGAGGUUCGGUGCCACUUGAUAUUGCUUAUUCGAGUUUUAUGGAGAAUAGUGAGUUGGCUUUGGCUUUGAAAGAGGAAGAACUGGAUAAGGUUACGGUAUAUCUUAGUAGAUGUGGAUUGCAGCCAAAUUCAGAAUUGAUCGCAAAAGGUUAUCCGGACAUUGGUUGGGAUCCAGUUGAAGGUGAGCGAUACAUUGAUUUCUUGCGAUUUUGCGUUUGGAUCAAUGGCGAAAGUGUGGUGGAGAAUGCGAAUUUAGUGAUAAGGUUGUUAAUUCGUCGACCGGAUUGUCUCGGUGUUGCACUGAAAGGUGAAGGAGAGGGAUUAUUCUCAGCGUUUAAGGAAGCAAUCACACUUUCAGAGGAUAUUCGAGCAUUGGAAGAGGACAAAAAUCAUGCAAUUAUCCGUAGUGCAUUGCUAAGAGAACAACCACAUUAUCCAAGCAAAGAGACCGAAGGUGAAAAUUAUAUUGACCUCGGAGCUGCAACGCUCGAUUUCUAUUCUUCCCUUGUUGAACUGCUCGCUAAAUGUGCUCCGGAUAAAAUUAACAUACAAGCGGGAAAAGGAGAUUGUAUGCGCGCUCGUGCCAUAUUGCGCUCAUUAAUUUCGUUGGAUGAUUUGGAUCAAAUUCUAGCCUUGCGUUUUACAAUACCAAAUUUGGUAACUUUAACAGAGGCAGAUGAUGCUGGUCCAUUGCCUGGUCUUCUUCCAAACCAUAAACAAUCAGUUCUUCUAUUUCUCGAUCGUGUUUAUGGUAUCGAUUCACAAGAAAUGCUUUUCCAUUUUCUUGAAAAGAGUUUCCUACCAGAUCUUCGAGCUGCUACAAUGAUGGAUUCACCAUGCUCUGUGGAAAGUGAUACAGCAUUAGCGCUAAAUCGUUAUUUAUGUAAUGCUGUACUACCUUUACUUACCACUCAUUCAUAUUACUUUGCUAAUGCUGAACAUCAUGCUGCACUUCUUGAUACUACGCUUCACACGGUGUACAGUAUGAAUCGUUUACGAUCAUUGACAAAAAAUCAACGUGAUGCGCUAUCAGACUUUUUAGUUGCUAUCACUCAUGAACUUCCACCAGCAAUGAUGGUGAAAUUGAUGCGUAAAGUUAUCAAUGAUAUUCAGGAAAUGGAUGAGAAUCUUUUGGUUCCAUUAAGGAUUGUAACGUUCCAUUAUGAACGUUGUACGAAAUAUUAUGGAUCGGGUAAUAUCUAUGGAGUAGCUUCCGAGACAGAGAAGAGAUUGUCCAUGCUACUUUUUUAUGCCAUUUUUGAUUCGCUUGGCAGUAGACAGUAUGAUCCGGAAUUAUUCGGGAAAGCUCUUCCAUGUCUGACAGCUAUUGGUUCAGCAAUAUCACCGGAUUAUACACUGACGACAACCGAUGAUGAUACGGAUAAAAUUCAAAAAACAAAAGAUCGCGGAGUCUGGAAUCCGAAUCCGGUUGAUGUCAGUGAAAUUCUUCUUGAUGAUGACCUGAAAUCAGUAAUUGCCAAAUUUGCGGAACAUUUUCAUGAUUCGUGGGCAAGCAGAAAGAUUGAAAAAGGAUGGAGUUAUGGUGAGCUCUAUUCACGUCAGGAUCUCACACAUCCAAGAUUGAAACCUUUCGCACUUUUACCUGAUUUUGAGAAGAAUUUCUAUAAAGAACGUUGCGCGGAAUGUUUGCGUGCCCUUUUGGUGUGGAAUUACUCAAUCGAGCUAACAGAUCAUGACGCAGCCGAUAAAGCUAUCCAAAAUAAUACCUCAACUGGUACUUCGAUUGAAAAUUUUAAUCCCAAACCAGUGGAUUUAUCAAAUAUGACAUUGGAGAAAGAUAUGACAGGUGUUGCAGAAAAGAUGGCGGAAGAGUCGCAUAAGAUAUGGGCCAAAAAGGUAUUCUCUGAUUUAAGUAAAGGAGGCACAAUGCCACCACAACUUGUGCCAUGGGAUUUGUUGACCGAUUUCGAACGUCGAAAAGAUCGAUUUCGAGCUGCAGAAAUUCUGAAAUUUCUUCAAUAUUAUGGAUAUCGCGUUUGGAGUUCUACUAAAGAUGAGCCAUCUGCGGAACGUGUCAAAAUUGAUAGUGAACGUAGUUCGGUGGAAAAACGUUUUGCAUAUAAUUUACUAAAGAAGCUAAUCCAAUAUCUUGAGCAAUCAUCAUUAAAAAUGAAGACAAUCAAGCCUAGUCAAGAAUUGACCCGUCAGAAUAGCUUUAAGAAAGAAGGUCAAGAUGUGAAAUUUUUUGAAAAGGUAGUAUUACCUUUGAUGCAUGCAUAUUUCAAUGCACAUAAAAAUUAUUUCUUGGCCAGUAGCAGUAUCGUACAAACCGGAAUGGCUUCCGAUAAGGAAAAGGAAAUGGUUGCUAGCUUAUUCUGUCGGUUAGCUUCGUUACUUCGUUUCAAAAAUCAUGCUUUCGGGAGUGUUGCAAAGAUAACUGUACGAUGUUUGCAAGGCCUUACCCAAGCACUCGAUUUAAGAACAUUAGUGAAAAUAAAUUCGGACAUUGUGCGUACCGGUUUGUUGACAUUUUUCAAUAAUUGUGCGGAUGAUCUAUUUUCUGCCAUGGAAGAGGUUCAAAAAGGUGGACAAUACUCAUUGCUACGUGGCCAAAACUUAAAAUCAUGGGUGUCAUUGGAAUUUGCUAAUCAAAUGAUUAUUCCUGUACUGACAACAAUGUUUGUACAUUUGGCUGUAAAUCAUUUUGGCAGCGAUUUGUUAUUGGAUGAAAUUCAAGCAGCAUGUUAUAAAAUUUUGGAUAGCGUAUAUCUCAUGCAUAGUUUAGCGGCAACAACUUCACAAAGGAAAUCAAUUGCUUAUGAAAUGGAUAAACAUCGUCCAGCACUUGGUCAAUGCCUUGCAGCAUUCGCCGGUUGCUUUCCUGUAGCUUUUUUGGAGGAUAAAUUUAAUAAAAAUAAUAAAUAUUCAUUACUGGCUAAAUCGCAAGAUCAAUCAGUACAAGUGCAAGAAAUGUUACAAAAUCUUUUGGCACAUAUUCCACAAAUGGAUAAAUUAUUAACGGAUGUGGAACAAGUAGGACAAUCAGGUACAAUGUAUUGUGACCAACCAGCUAUUUAUGAUGUCGAUUUACCGCUUAUUUGCUCCUAUUUAACUUAUUGGUGGCAACUUGGCCCCGAUAGCACUAAUCGAUCUAUUGUUCCGAUUACGGAUGUUAGCAAUGAACAUAUUAAUCGAAUCUUUCGUGCGCUUCUUCAAAUGAUUCAUAAUCAUAUUGGUGUUGAAAAUGCUUCGUGGCUUUGUCGAAUUAAUUUUUUCUCCGUUCAAAUUAUACCGUACGUAAGUUAUGAUGUGGUAAAAGAUUAUAUGCUUCCAGUUGCUGAACGUUUACGACGUUUAGCGGAAAAAGCAUAUAGAGAAGAGGAACAUAUACGUACCCAUCCUGAUAAUGCUGAUGAAGGAACCGUUGCUGAGGACAAUGCUCAUCUUGUACGUGACGUGUACGCUUAUUUUCCAAUUUUGAUGAAAUAUACAGAUUUACAUCGAGCUCAAUGGCUGAAAUCACCAUCUUGGGAAACAGAUGGCAUUUAUGAGAAUGUUGCUGUCAUUUUUAAGGCAUGUCAAAAAUUUCUUAUUUGGUCUCUCUCACAGCACUUCAAACGUGAAGAACUAAAUUUCAUGGCUCAGUAUGAGGAUGAAUCAGUAAUUGGCGGUACCGGUGAAAUGAAAACUGGUAAAGCUGCAAUUGCGGAACGCAAAAAGAAACGACGUGAAGGACAGAUGCGCAAGGAUAAGCGUGCAGGCUCAAUUGUGAUAGCUUGUCUGAAACGAUUAUUGCCAGUUGGUUUAAAUGUAUUCGGUGGUCGUGAAUUAGAUAUUGUACAACAGGCAAAAGAAAAAUUCUUAGCUAAAGAACCGGAAGAUAAAAUACGUGAACUCGUUCGUUCUCUUCUUGAGAUACCAGCUAAGACGGAUCCAACAGAUAAGAAUGCUUGGCAGCUAAAUCUUUAUCGUAAAAUUGAGAAAUCCCAAAUGCGAAAUAAAGAUACAAUGACACUUGAUGGUGUGGUGGAGAAAAUAACAAGUAUGGGUCAAGUGGUUGCUAUUCUACAUGUUACGGAACAUCCACAAAGCUCAAUGGUUAAUGCUUGGAAGACGAUGAUAUCAAGCCAACGAAAGCGAGCUGUCGUUGCUUGUUUCCGAAUGAUUCCACUCUAUGGAAUACCGAGACAUCGUGCAAUCAAUUUCUUCUUGCCAGCAUUUAACAAACUUUGGCUGGAAGAUGAAGAUGUUGGGCAAGAUGCGCUAAUUAAAGAGCUUACAUUGGAAGAUGUAAGAGAUGAACAAACACACGGUAAAGCUGGCGAUGAAGAAGUGUUAAGUGAUGAGAAAGAUGAAAAGUCUCAAUCUUCGCCCGAUCCAUUGCGACAGCUAAUUCAGUGCUUUCAACGUGCGGCAACAAGUGAGCAAAGUCAAACGGUUUCAAUUUCCAAUGAUUCGUUGUUUGUGAAUUUUGCUCAAGUGAUGUCAAAAUCGGUACAUAUCGAAGACGAAGAUGAAGGUGACGAUGAGGGAGAGCUCGACCAAGCGCAAAAAGAAGAAAUAUCGCAAGCACUUCGCGCAGAGCAGGCAGUUCUGGCAAAUCGCGGGGCAGCAAUAAUGUGUCUGAUGUACUUAUCUGCUAGUAAUGGCGAACCGAGCGAUAUGGUAGCGGAAGCUUUACAACUUGGCAUUCAUCUUCUCAAUGGCGGAAAUAGCAGAAUCCAACAGAUGCUGAUCGAUUAUUUGCAAUUAAAAAAGGAUGUUCGCUUCUUUACCUCAUUAGCUGGUUUGAUGAAUAAAUGCAGUGUGCUGAAUCUUGAAAUGUUCGAACGACAAAUUAAGGCUGAGGGUCUUGGUAUGGGUGCUGAAUUGGGCGCUGCUGCUGAUCAGAAUUUAAAUGAUUCUGAAUUUACAUGUAGCCUUUUUCGAUUCUUACAGUUAACUUGCGAAGGACAUAACUUAGAAUUUCAAAAUUAUCUUCGAGCUCAACCUGGUCAUACGACAAGUGUAAAUUUGAUCAAUUGCACUGUCGAUUAUUUGCUAAGAUUGCAAGAAUCAGUAAUGGACUUCUAUUGGCAUUAUUCAAGUAAAGAUGUAAUUGAUGAGGGUGGUAAAGAUUAUUUCCUACGAGCUAUUCGUAUAUGCAGUCAAGUAUUUAAUACACUUACUGAAAGUAUACAGGGUCCAUGCACCGGGAAUCAGAUGACACUUGCGAAUUCACGUUUAUGGGAUGCCAUCAAUGGAUUUUUCUUUCUUUUCGCACAUAUGAUGGAGAAAUUGUAUAAAAAUAGCACACAAUUGGAACUAUUAAGAGAAUUCUUAAAUUUACAAAAGGAUAUGAUUGUACUGAUGUUAUCAAUGCUUGAGGGAAAUGUGCUUAAUGGAUCAAUUGGUAAACAGAUGGUUGAUGCAUUAGUUGAAAGUGAGCAAAAUGUAGAAAUGAUAUUGAAAUUUUCGGAUAUGUUCUUGAAAUUAAAAGAUUUGACAACUUCACAAGCGUUCCAAGACUUCGAUACCAAUCGUGACGGUUGGAUUUCACCUAAAGAAUUUCAACGUGCUAUGGAAAGUCAAAAAAUGUAUUCUGUUGAAGAAAUAACAUAUUUGAUGAUGUGCACGGAUGUGAAUAAUGAUGGUAAAGUGGAUUAUAUGGAAUUUACAGAACGUUUCCACAAUCCGGCUCGAGAUAUCGGUUUCAACAUAGCUGUAUUGCUUACAAAUCUCAAAGAGCACAUUACAAGUGAUCCACGAUUGGAGAAAAUAAUCAAGCAAGCUAGCAGUUUGUUAGAAUAUUUCGAUCCUUAUUUGGGUCGGAUUGAGAUAAUGGGUUCCAGUAAGAAAGUUGAGAAGAUCUAUUUUGAAAUUCAAGAAUCAUGAGAUUCCAAGAAUUCUUUCCUCUUUAAUGUACUUCAAGAUGAUGGUGGAGAUCAGGGAAAGUUGGAAGCAUUUAUUAAUUUUUGUGAAGAUACUAUUUUUGAGAUGCAACAUGCAGCGGAAAUUAGUGCUGGUGAUUUGGCAGAUUCAAAAAUUGAACGAGCCAAGAAACAACGUGAUUAUUUCUUGCAACAAACUUCAGCUGGCGCACAAAUUUCGGCAACUUUCAAAACUGGAUUUAGCUAUGGUAUUAACGCAGCAAAUGCUUUAAAGCCAGCAAAUGUAAAGAGAAUAUUCAACACAGCUAAUGCUUCUCUUAGAUCAAUGACAUGGGCACAGCUAAUUUUUGCCAUUAUUAUUCUACUAGCAAAAGUUUCGAUGAAAGUAGCAAUGUUCAUAUAUCUGAUUAUCUGUACAUUCUUCCGAUUUGGUUAUUAUUUGAUGAUAUCGGAUCGUGAUGAAUUAGAAAUGGAACAAGCUGCAUUGCCAAUGCCUGAAAGCACCGGUAUGCAAUAUGCCUCUCCAGUUUGGCCACCUCUUCAACAGUAUCAGCAUUCCUGUAAUUACGAUAUAUUCGGUGUACGUUUACCAUCCACUCAUCCUCAAGUAUCAGCAACAUCUCAGGGACAAUCAAAAACUGAAGUUAUAAAUGCAUCGGCAUCAGCACAGCAAUCAGAAACCGUUUUGAAACCAUCUGGAAUUGUACAACAGGAUUCAAGUUUAUAUGAAACUCAAAGCAUUAACGAUAUUACUGCUCAUUACAAGCAAGUAGCUUCACCAACAGUAUCAGAAUAUGGCAUUACCGAUUACUAUGAACCAAAAAUUGCUGAACAAAUUCCGCCACGUAGUCGAGGAUCAUUGCUUAAUAUGUUGGCUCGUAAUUUCAAGACAAUCGAAAAAGCUACACUGUAUUUAGCUUUCUUCAUCAACGUUAUUUUACUCUUUCAUCGAAUACGAAUUCCGGAUAACGUAAUAUCGGAAGCUGAAAAUGAUGAAGGUAUGGAAUCGGUUUACAUUAGCGGUGUGAUAUUGCCAUAUACGUCAUAUGAGGUGACCGGAUGGAUGUUAGCACAGCUACUUUACUGGAUUAGCGUUUUACAUGCCGUCGCAUCAUUUGCUUUAUUGGUGUCAUUUUAUCAAUUAAAGAUUCCGCUCAUAACUUUCAAGCGUGAGAAGGAAGUCGCACGUCGUUUAAUGUUUGACGGCUGUUGGCUUACUGAAGAUGAUGAUGAAGAAAGAAGUUUGACGAGUACUGUCUUUUGGUAUAUCGAUCGUAUAGUUAUCAGUUCAAAAUCAUUUCCCAUGAAAUAUUGGGAUAAAUUUGUUCGCCGAAAGACAAGACAUAAAUUCCGUGAUCAGAUUGAUGAAGAAACAUUGACUGCAGUGUUAGGUGAAGAUAAAUCGACAACCGAUGCUUCUUUUGAUUACAGAUAUGCAUGUUGGCUAUGGCUUGGAGUGAUUUUGACCAAUGGACAGUUCUUGUAUCGUGUUCAUUAUUUACUUUGCUCAGCUCUCGGUGUCUUCGUUUCUCCUUUCUUUUAUGCCUUUCAUCUAAUCGAUGUGGUACUCUCCUUCCCCAUGUUGAAAGCUAUUUUGCAAUCUGUUACUCAUAAUUUACAACAGCUAAUUUUGACAAUUAUGAUGACACUGGUGGUUGUCUAUUUAUAUACUGUCCUAGCAUUUAAUUUCUUCCGCAAGUUUUAUGUGCAACAGAGUGAAGGUGAGGACCCACCGGAUCGAAAAUGUCACAAUAUGUUAACGUGUUUCAUUUAUCAUUUCUAUGCGGGAGUACGCGCAGGUGGCGGUAUCGGUGAUGAGUUGGAAUCUCCGUACGGUGAUGAUUUGGAAUAUUGGCGAAUGCUUUAUGAUAUUUCCUUCUUCUUCUUCGUUAUCAUUAUUUUACUUGCUAUCAUGCAAGGUUUAAUUAUUGAUGCAUUUGGUGAAUUACGUGAUCAACAGGAAUCGGCAACUGAGAAAUUGGAAUCAUCCUGUUUUAUUUGUGAUAUUGGUAAGGAAACGUUUGAUCGUAUGCCACGUGGUUUCGAGAUACAUAUAUCUAAGGAACAUAAUUUUGCUAACUAUCUCUUUUUCCUUCAACAUUUGGUGAACAAAGAUGAAACGGAAUAUACCGGACAAGAGACAUAUGUGCGGGAGAAGUAUGAUAAUCGAGAUUGGGAAUUCUUUCCUGUUGGUGAAUGUUUCAUGAAACAGUACGAAGAUCAGCUUUUGCAAUCAUAA
Molecule: messenger RNA, 12729 nt
Organism: Acanthocheilonema viteae
Lineage: Eukaryota; Metazoa; Nematoda; Chromadorea; Rhabditida; Onchocercidae
Source: the annotation of a GenBank genome assembly